AUGGUGAAAAUACUUGUUGAUUAUUUUGCUGAUCAAGCAGCUUUUCUGAAGAAUUUUGAACAAGUUCGCGGUUCUCAAACUGAUUUUGACACUGUUGUCAUCAACAACAUUCCAACUUUACAAACAGCCUCAAAUCUAAUCAAUAAUCUUGGAUUUGAGCAGGAAAUCAUCGCGUUUCGAAAAGUUCAAGCUAUUGUGCUUAGAAUUAAUGAAAAAAUUGAUGAAAGUUUUAAUCAACAACUUAAAAAAUUCAGAAUAAAAUACAAAAAUGGCAUUUUGGUUGCAUUUCAAUCGACGCUCAGCGGAGAAGAAAGCAAAACUUAUUGGCAACUUACAGAUGAUGAAAAAUACUUUUCAAUUUAUGUCAACGAUGAUCAUGAUAAUGCUGCGGUUAUGUACCUGCAUAAUUUUAUUCUGGGUCAAAUGAAUGUUCAUAGAAAUGGAAUCAUCUCGACAUCCAGUCAAACAACCACAAAUCUUGAUCUUAAUGACAUUGGCGAUGAAAAUGGCAACAAUCUUUUAUAUUUGGCAGUUAAAGACAACAACUUGGAAGCAGUUGUGAGUUUUCUAUCCAAAGGAUUAGAUCCAGAAGGUAACGAGUCAUCUCCAGCUAUUGAUGCAGCAUGGGCUAAGUUUAAGAGCAUCAAAGAUGAUCAGAAAGAAAAGAGCAAGAUUGAAAAAAUUAUGAAACUUUUGCUGAAUGCUAAUUCAAGAUUUCCAACAUCUAAGAACUGGUAUGAAGAUGAGAUUGUUCCACAGGCAGUUAAGGACUUUCUAGAAAAGAGAGAGAAUCUUCAAAGAUUAGUUGAUCAUCCUGACUUCAACAAAUUAAGCGAGGACAUGUCUAAAGAUGAUAAUUUAAUUUUUUAUUACAACAGGCACAACGAGUCCUUCUUGGUCUAUGGAUUAAGGACCAAUAAUUACAAAAUACUCAGUUUAAUGAAAGAAGGCUUAAGCAUCGGCAGUCAUGAAGAAGUAGAUCAAGUUUAUUACGAAGCUGAAUCUGUCAGAUCUUCAGAAGUGUGCAAAAAAAAAUAUCGAAAGUUCCAUUGAGCUUCCAAAUGCUCAUCUUUUGAUUCUCCAAAGUAAAUCAAGGAUUUUAAAGAACGACCAAAAAAUGACGAGAAUUUUCACAAAAAAGCUCAUUGAAGCAUGGGAAACGAUCGAUAAUAUUGACUAUUGCUCAACGAUCCUCAAAGUUGCAGCCAGUUGGAAUCAAAUCAAGAUCCAUUUUGACUGCAGUCGCGACAACACAAUGUGGAUGGAUUAUGAGUCUGCUCAACACACCAAAGCUAAAAUUUUUAACAAUGGACGAAUUUUAAUUGGCGCCAAAAAUUUGUUUGAUGAAAAUGAAAAGUUUUUGGUUUUUGGCGCCAUAAUUCAUGAGCUUUGUCAUGCAGCAGUGCUUCUUAUUUACAGAAAUAAUUUUAAUCCAUACAAUAAUGGAAGUAGUGAUGAUAAAUUGAGGUACAAGCAGCAAGUCAUAGCUGAAUGUGUGAGAAAUAAGGAAUCAGAUGUGCAUGUUGGUAAUGUGCUGGCAUUGUACCGAAAAGUGGACCAGCCAUCGGAGUUUAUUGUGACUUAUCCACAAAUAUUGGUGGAAUAUCUGGGAAAAAGUGACAAAAUCAUGAAUUUUAAUGCCAAUUUUAAUGAGCUGAUUAAAUACAGCCAAGAAGUUACUGAACCUGAAUUUGUCUGUGGAUUGUCGGUCAUCAAAAUGCUGCAGGAUGACUCAAGGAAGGUCACAUUUAAUGAUCUUACUAAGCCAUUGCAAGUUAAAAUUUUAAAUUCUGAAGUUAUUUAUAAAGAUUUGGAGUUCAACUUUCAGGACUUGUAUGAUGAAAAUCCUAAUAUUGUCAAUCAGCUGACAUCAAAUGGAAUUAAGGACUUCCUGUUAAAAUCAAAAGAAAUUGUUCUGACAAACAAUCACGUAGAAGUAUUUGAGACGAUUGUUGUUGUCUGAUGGUUCGGAAGAUCGUUAUGUUGUGAUCUGCAGCUUUCCUGGGUCAGGGAUGUCAACAUUUUUAAAAUCAAAGGCACAGAAACUGAAAAAAGACAAUAAAGGCAUCAUCGUAAGCUAUAUUAACCUCAACGACAAUAAGAAGCACUUUGAUGACUUUAUGAAUAAUUCGUUGGAUAUAAAAAAAGUUGUGGAGCUGUUUGGUACCGAAAACUUGAAAGCUGAAGUUCGUGCGAUCUACUUGCUGGAUGGACUCGAUCAGAUUUGGACAAAAUAUGGUGAAUUUUGGCUUAAAGUCUUUAAAAUCAUUAAACAAGAGUCAAAAAUUGAGUUGUGGAUUUCAGCAACACCUCGGCAAACUAUGCAACUUGAGGAUAUAUUCAAUAUCCAGGCAGUCAAGUUUGCAUCACUUACAGACGAUGAAAUUCGAAUAUUCAUCAAAAAUAAUUUAAAAAUUGUCAAGACUGAUGAAACAGCUGAAAAGAUUCUAGAGUUCCUUAAAUACUUGAAGACCCCAGAAGCCAGCUAUGAUUCAGAAAUGAACAAUCUAUCAUUAAUCAAAGACAUCACAUCGUUGUACAAUGAAAAGGAAACCAUUCCAAGUCCAUCAAAUUUAUAUGAAAUAUUUUCAAAAAUUGACAAAAUUAUGUAUCGAAAGUUUUUAAAUCAAUUUGAGGACUGCUUUAACUCAAAUAUUUCGAUUCAAUCUUUGCAUGAAGGUUUAGCAUUAAAGACAAUAUUUGGUGAUAAUUAUAAGCACAAAAAUGGAUUUAAGGUCAAUGAUUUGGUUGUUAUCAGCAUCAAAUGGAAG
Messenger RNA from Chironomus riparius, 2771 nucleotides. The record is from the annotation of a GenBank genome assembly. Lineage: Eukaryota; Metazoa; Arthropoda; Insecta; Diptera; Chironomidae.